AUGAAAACGGUCAAAGAUCUAGAGAUACAGAAAAGUUUCUCCAAAAUUAAAGAUGAAGUUUCAAGUGAUGGUAGUGAUGGUAGUGAAAAUGAGUUUUUACCACAAAAAGAAGUUUCUUCAAGCUCAUCAGAUUCUGAUGACUAUCAAGAUAGUGAAGACGAAUCCACUAGACAAGCAAGUACCUCAUCAGAUAUACAAGCAAGCACUUCUACAGAUAGAAAUACCAUCAUUACACGGCAUGGGAUUGCCUGGGAACCUUUAUCAUCAUCUCGGAAAGGAAGAUAUAGCCAAAGUCAGGUAUUCAAAGCUACUUCUGGUAUUUCAAAAACUGUGAAAAAUGUAGCUGCAGAAUCCCCAUAUUCUGCUUGGAGAAUCUUCAUUGAUGAAACUAUGCUACGGAAAAUUCAUAAAUGGACAAUCAGUGAAGGAAAAAAUCACGAUGAAAGCUGGGUGUUAUCCUUAGAAAAGUUUGAGGCCUACAUUGCUUUGACAUAUGCAAGGAGAGUGUACGGAAAAGCUCACAGUGCAGAUUUUUUGUGGAAUAAAACCUAUGGACCAAAAAUAUUCGGAGAAACCAUGUCUAGAAGUGAUUACAAGAAAAUACAUAGAUUCAUUAGGUUUGACAACAGAAGCACAAGGUCAGAGAGGAUCAAAAGUGACAAAUUUACCCACAUUAGAGACAUUUUUGACCUAUUUGUUGAAAAUUGCAGAGGUGCCUAUAUACCAACAUAUAGUUUGACAAUUGACGAACAGCUAUGCCCAUGA
Messenger RNA from Macrobrachium nipponense, 765 nucleotides. RefSeq lists its product as uncharacterized. The coding region runs from base 1 to 765 and encodes 254 amino acids. The transcript has 2 exons. Lineage: Eukaryota; Metazoa; Arthropoda; Malacostraca; Decapoda; Palaemonidae. The record is from RefSeq and is a predicted model, not a curated record.